AACGAUCCAGUCCUUUCCUGCUUUUCCGGGCGUGUUAACGAGAGCAGCUUAAUUCCAAAAUUCGACCAAGCUUGGUGUAAACAUGAUGCGACGGUAAAUCUUGGAAAGAACACUGGAUCGGAGGGGCGUGUAGAAUAAGUUCCACUCGACACGAGUGGAAUCUCUCUGACUCAAGGGAUGCCGAUCGACCAGUCGGGUAUAAGGCCAACAUGCUUGUCGCCGGGCGACGACUGCGACGCAUGAAAUAAAAAGAAACUAAGCCAAAUGCAACCACAAAAAGUACAAAGCAGGCGUCACGAAAGUGAAGAAAACCCAGCCCAAGGGAAAAAGGAAACAGAGAGAGCGUGGCGCGCUGAGCUCAGAACAUGAGAUGAAGCUCACAGUAAAUUUUUCUUAAUAGUAAUCAGCUGGAUAAUUAUUGCAUGGUUUCAGUUAUGAGUCGAUCCUAUCAUACACCGAAGAUGAUCGAACGCUUGCUUUUGAAGCAAUCGAUCGGCCAACUGCAGCUCCAUGCAUCUCUGACACGCAAUGUGCGACCAAGUUUCGGUUUUGUGACUCUGGGGAGCACCAACAUGAUCAUGCGAAUUUGGGACUGGUUUUGGAUUACGCAUCAACGUUUAGUGCGCGAGUUUUGUCUGUGCUGGAGGCCAUGGUCCACGCGGAUCGCCAAAUUCCGUUUGAACAUUCAAGAAUUCGUAUGGUGGAUCGCUCACGAGGCUUGCGCGGAACGGAGAGAAUGGCAUGCAGACUUUAACCCGUGGAGUAUGACAGUCCCCCGGGGGUUUGGAUAGGAGUGAGCACGUGAUGUCGAAGUGGCUUAAACUUACAAGGCCAGGACGUGUUCUGAUCUCAACAAGGUCCUGAGUAGGAGGUCAUAGGGUUCGGUGUUGGUGGUCAAAUCUGAGUGAUUGAUGCUCGAAACCGUGAAAAGGCUUUAUCUAUAUAUGGCAACGUAUUUGACUUCUCUGUAAAGCUGCUCUCUUAAUUGGAAUUGCAUUCGGAUUUCCGGUUGAGACAGUACAUUGAAAGAUGGAGCAGACAUUGGCUUUUGCGCAUCAAGUGUGCUCCGUCGGGACAUCACCAUGUUCUCUGAUCAGGCCGCCGAAAUUAAAGCUGCAGUUGAAUUCUGCCUCGGAAGCGUUUCGUUGUAGUAGAUAUGGUCAGAUCCUGCUUGAGAAGAAAAUCGGUGUUCAAUCAUAUUGGAAUGGACAAUGGGUCGCAUCUCCAAGGACACUAUCUUGUUCACAGAAACAUAUUGUUGCUUGUGAAGUACGAAUUCAAGGGCCUUGUCGAAGGCACGGUCAAAGUGUUACGAAGGACAAUGUGCGCAGUGGAUGUCGAUUUCAAGAGCAGCGAUGGAAGAUGGUGAAAAGAGCUGGUUACGUCAAAUGCCAUAUUCCCAGGGAGGCAAUGCGGAGCUGUCAGUCUUCAGGACAAGAAGAAUCUUCGAUCGGUACAAAUGAGUACCCGGAAGAGUCGAACAGAGACAACUCUUGUGAUCUACCUGAAGAAAUCGGCUUCAAAUCGUCAGCCUGGAAGUCAUGGUUCAGAUCUUUGUGCUCGACUGUCCUUGCCUUGACAAUAUGUGCUCCCCAAGCCUUGGGAGCUGGAGGAGCAGUGUUCGGAGACCUUGCACUUAUUAAUUGUGAAACACCUGAGAUCGAUUAUGCCCUUCUCAAAGGCUUGGAGGGGGCCAACUUGAAGGAAAAGCUACACGAUCUCAUCAAAGACCACACUGUCUACAGCUACAUCCAGGUGUGGGAAGCUCUGAAAGUCUUAGAUCAAGCAAAAGAUGAUCCAGACAGCGUGAUUGACAUAUACAGUUUGCAAAAGAUGCCCAAGAGCGCCCAGGGCAGCACUACUGGGUGGAAUCGAGAGCAUCUGUGGCCGCGCUCAUUUGGAUUGAAAGAUGGGCAGCCAGGAUUCACAGAUCUUCACAACUUGCGACCUUCAGAUGCCAAUGUAAACUCGUCAAGGGGUAAUAAGGUCUUCGGGGAUUGUAGUACCCAAGCAGUCCAGUGUUUAAUACCAGCAAACAAGGAAGCAGCACCCGAUACAGGUGCAAAUAAAGACAUAUGGAUGCCCCCGUCACAGGUAAGGGGAGAUAUUGCAAGAGCAGUGUUUUAUAUGGCAGUGCGUUAUGGAAGCGAGCAGCCUGUGGGAGUCAAGGAGUUGAGCUUGUCCAACUCACCUGACGUCGAGAGCGAAGUGAUGGGACUCCUCAAAGACCUUGUUCGCUGGAAUGAAUUGGACCCUCCUAGUGACUCGGAGCGAGAACGGAAUAACAAAGUUUGCUCACUCUAUCAACGUAAUCGGAAUCCGUUUGUUGAUCAUCCGGAAUUUGUUAAGGCUAUAUGGGGCGAUGGAUCUGAGCUCUCACCAGAUACUCCAGACAUACCAGACACUCCCGAACCUCCUAGUCCUUCAACAAGUGAUAUAAACGCUUGGAUCAACGAGUUGCACUACGAUAAUGCAGGGGCGGAUGUAGAGGAGUUUAUUGAAGUGGUCAUGGGACGAAAUGUUGACCCAACCAAUUUAAAGGUUGUGCUCUACAAUAAUGGUAAAGAAUAUCGAUCACUCUCUGUAGGUGACAACAAAGUCUUUUCAAAGGUGGAUAAUAUUAGCGAUGGCUUCUCCCUCUAUGUAGCAAGAUUUCCGAGUCCCUUGCUUCAAAAUGGUCCAUCAGACGGUUUGGCACUUGUGAGUGAAGGAAAAACAUCCGUCCAAGUGAUCCAGACACUGUCCUAUGAAGGGAGUUACAAAGCUGUGGAUGGGCCUGCCAAAGGUCAAGAGUCAGUGGAUAUUGGAGUUGAAGAAGGGUCGAAGACUCCUGUAGGAAGUUCUUUAGGUUUGAUGGGUACAGGUAAUAAGUAUGGGGAUUUCAAGUGGUCAAGUUUCAGACUUAGUGCAUCUCCUGGAGCCUUGAAUCCUGGGCAAAUACUCUCAGCGCCAGCACUCAAAUAAAUCACUUGUCAAGUUAAAGAAAUGAAUUUAGAAAAUGUCAAAAGUAGGUAGAAAAUUCACCACAAGCGCAGUGUUCUUUAACAUAAGAUUUACCUUCGUUCUCAGAUUUUAGAUUAUAAUCAUAGAAAAUUUUAUUGCCAGUCUGGGAUAGAAGCCACCAUCAAAGUGUAAGACCUGCAGUUACGAAUUGGUGACAACAGGAUACUUACAAGAUACACGGAAGCGGAUGGAAUAAUGGUACGGGUUGUAGGGUUCGUUUUGUGACAUUUGUCUGAUUUUCCUGUUUCUCAGUACCAUAUCUCUGGAAUCAUUAGGGUCUGAGAGGUGGAAUUUGUUUCUUGCGUUUUUCCUGAGCAGCGACACAUUGUAAAAGCUUAAACACAGAUGCGAGGACGUCCACCCACCUUUUGCCAGAACUUGCAUAUUCUUACUUACCCUUCGUAAUGUUUAUCACAGUUUUAUAUCAGAUGUCUAGGUUCUUACAAUAUUAUCUUCAAUGUCUAUUUGUAAGGGAGCAGCCCCAGACUGAGUUCUGCAUAGUCUUUUCACGACAUUUUUUGAAGGUUUGCGACCACUACUACUCUGUGUGUAACUGCCACCUCCUUGUGAAAGGAUUACAUUCAACUACGAUCAGAUGUUUUGGCAGGCCGGAAUUCUCGUGUUUUUUCUGGACGUCGAUGAUCAUCUUCUUAUUUGUAUCUCUUUGUCGACUUAAACUCUCCGACUCGAGUCUGAGCUACUUUUACUUCAUAGUUUCUAUUUGAACUCUAUUUACAUAAUAAGCUUUGACUCAAGUUUACUUGACAUCGUUCACUGAACCCAUAAACAUCGCAAACAAAUCGAAAAAAG
This is a messenger RNA of Marchantia polymorpha subsp. ruderalis, 3813 nucleotides long. The record is from the annotation of a GenBank genome assembly. Lineage: Eukaryota; Viridiplantae; Streptophyta; Marchantiopsida; Marchantiales; Marchantiaceae.